AUGUCGACUCCCAUUGAAGAGCAUCUUGCUCCCCAUUAUCCGGAAGAGAAGAGGAAGCACAGACUUGAAGAUGGGUCUCCGGACUCCGAUGAAGGCACAUAUGUGUACGACAGCUCGAGUAACGGAAACCACCUAAGGGUUGAUACCUCGUACGAUGAGCCGGAUCGAGCUGCCUUGUACUCUCCUGCCACAGCGAGAGAAGAAUCCACCCGGCUAGAAGACGACCUGGCAGUUCUGGAGGCAGAGCGAAUGGCAUCACGUUCCACCCAUGAAGGGGAGUCGGAGAAGAGAGUGAAUGACGACGGGACAUCUAUCUCUCGCUCUCGCUCUCGCUCUCGUUCGCGUCGAUCCGCAGUCGACGAAUUCGACGAGGCCACCAAUCCGUUGCAUGAAAAAGCCGCGGUGUAUAACCCACCGGAAAACCCCAACACCAACAUCGCGAGGUUCGUGAAAAGGCUUCACGAGUCUAGUUUCAUCAUCCGCUAUCUCACCUACAUCCUACCGCUUGUGCUUAUCUUGUUGAUUCCGUUGCUGGUCGGCGCACUUGCGUUUCCGGAUGCUAACGUUGGUGGUGUUCGAUUGGUUUGGUUCUCGGUGUGGUUGGAGAUCGUUUGGCUAACCCUAUGGGCUGGAAGGAUCGUUUCCAAAUGCAUUCCUAUCCCUGUGGGCGCUAUUGCUAGUAUUUUCACCAACAAUGCAAAGAAAUGGCGGGACCUGGCCAAGCAAUUGGAGCUACACGGAACCUUGUUCUUCUGGUGGCUGGGCGUGGAAAUCUCCUUUUUGCCCACGAUGAAGAAUCACCAUGUUGAUGGAAGACAUGCUACGCGCUCGUGGGAAAACACAGUCAACAAGAUCAUCAUAUCUGUCUUUGUCUGGACGAUUUUGAACCUCGUCGAGAAAUUUAUCAUCCAGCUGAUCGCCAUCAGCUUCCACACGCGUACCUAUUCGGAUCGGAUCGAGAUCAACAAGUUCCAGAUCGGCAGCCUGACCAAACUAUAUGAUUUCUCCCGGCAGAAGAUUUCUGCCAAAGAUACGGAAUUCGAAGAGAAACAGAAGCCCGGUACUAGCACACCCAUGAAGAUCCCGUUCCACUACGCUGGGAAGGCAGGACGGCUUGCCAAAGGUGCUUUACACAAAGUUGGCGACGUCGCUGGCGCAGUUGCCGCGGACUUUACUGGCCGCACGGCCACUAACAGCAACCACCCUUACCAAGUUGUGCUGACGUUGUUGCGGACCACGAGUGGCUGUCAGGUCUUGGCUCGACGUCUCUACCGGACUCUCGUGCGUGAUGGAUUUGAAACCGUCUUCUCGGGCGAUCUGAAGGAGGCGUUUGAUAACAACGAAGAAGCCGAGGCAGCGUUUACAAUGUUUGACAAGGAUAUGAACGGAGACAUCUCCAUGGAAGAAUUGGAGGCAGUUUGCGUGGAAAUCGGACGCGAACGCAAGGCCAUUACCGCAUCUUUGAAAGAUCUCGACUCUGUCGUCAGCAGACUCGACAACGUUCUAGAAUUCUUCGUGGUUCUUAUCGCUUUGAUUGUUUUCCUGACCUUAAUCUCCACGUCGGCUGCCGGCGUGCUCACGUCUGCAGGUUCCAGUAUUCUUGCGCUGUCCUGGCUGUUCUCUGCCACUGCGCAGGAACUGCUCCAGUCUGUCAUCUUUGUGUUUGUCAAGCACCCGUUCGAUGUCGGUGAUCGGGUGACAGUCUAUGGUAAUUCUGGCGAUGCGGGUCUGGGCGACGAUUACUUCGUCAAACAGAUCUCGCUCCUGUACACGGAGUUCAAGAAGAUGCAGGGUCAUGUCGUGCAGGCCCCCAACAGCUAUCUGAAUGGCCUUUUCAUCCUCAACCAGCGCAGAUCUGGUGCCCUCGCCGAGGCCGUGCCAAUUGUCAUCAAAUAUGGCACGACCCUUGAGCAGAUCGAUGCCCUUCGUCAACGGCUGUUGGAAUUUGUUCGCAGCGAAUGCCGCGAAUUCCAGACCAAUAUCCUCACUGAGAUGCGCGAGGUGACCGAAAACUUCUCGGUCACUCUCAAUGUUGUCUUCUUCUACAAGUCGAACUGGCAAAACGAAGGCUUGCGUUUGCAGCGCCGCAAUAAAUUUAUCUGCAUGCUCAUGCUUGCCUUGCAAGAGAUUGGCAUUGAGGGACCACGCAUGAACCUCCAGGGUGCUCGGGUCGACAUUCCCUUCCAUGUCGCCGGGUUCCCCUCUCAUGUGGCAGCUGCCCCGGGCAGCAGUGAUGGUCGGCCUCCGCCCACUCCUGUGCACGAGAACAACUCUCUCCAUGAAAAUUCCGGCGUUAGCAGCGCUGUGCGCCAGCACUCUAUUCUCCGCAAGGGCAUGGACACCGCUGCUGCGCGAGCCCGCGGGGAUUCCAUGCUCACACGGAAGCAUGUGGACUUCUCUCUAGGCAUGCGCGACAUCUCUUCCGGCGACGUUAUGGGCGACGUGUUCGAAGACCGCCGCACUCGAGUUGAUGACAUUGUCCGGAUGGCCAACCGGGAAACCACCGAGCGUCGCAUCCAGGAAGAGGAAGAAGAGGAGGCUGAGCGGCGGAGCCGUGCAUCUAUCUCCCACCGACGAAGCGGCUCGAAUCUCAGCGUGCCGUCCGCAGCGCGCUCUGGUCGCCCGUCGAUGGAGUCUCAAGGUGGUCACAGUUUGUCCUCUGUCAGCCGCGGGCGGUUCUUCCGUCAUCGCAGCAGCAUCGGCAGCCAAGGGGGAGCUGAUCUGGAGCAGGGGCCGUCUCAUGGCCAGGAUCCUCAGAUCCGCGCUGUGUCGCCUGGUGUGGAGGAGAAAUGA
Aspergillus ibericus CBS 121593 is the source of this 2793-nucleotide messenger RNA. RefSeq names its product Mechanosensitive ion channel family. The transcript has 2 exons. Gene Ontology annotation, biological process: calcium ion transmembrane transport; intracellular calcium ion homeostasis. The record is from RefSeq and is a predicted model, not a curated record. Gene Ontology annotation, cellular component: membrane. Gene Ontology annotation, molecular function: calcium ion binding; calcium channel activity. Lineage: Eukaryota; Fungi; Ascomycota; Eurotiomycetes; Eurotiales; Aspergillaceae. The coding region runs from base 1 to 2793 and encodes 930 amino acids.